UGACGGCAGCUGAGUGGAGAGUCAGCCCCACUGUCAGAGCCCGUGUGUCGGUCAGUGGGUGUGUGUUGGCUUGGGAGUGUGUACGGGCGUUUAAAGUCCAGUUGGAUUAUCUUAAACUCGGAGAGAACGAACAUAUGCUCGUCUUCUAGGAAUUUGUACGCGCCUCAGUGCAGUGAAAGCUUGCCUGCCAGUGUUUUUUGUCUGAGUGCAUAGGUGUGUGUGUGUGUGUGUGUGUGUGUGUGUGUGUGUGCAAGUCAUAGGGUGAAAUGUUUGUGUGAGUGCCUCCGCACCCUGGUUGGAGAGUGUGUGUCCCAUGAGAGGCUCGGCUGAGAUGCAGGGAGCUCGAUCCUCUGCUGUGCGGCUCCUGCUGAUGAGCUGCUGUGUGUGUGCGGCGGCCGGCUACCCGUUCAGAACGCCCCUGGACCUGGACGUGACUCCACGCAUCACAGUGUUGAGCAGCGGUCUCCAGGGCUGCAGGCGUUUCCAGUCCUCUGCAGUCAACUACAGCACCAUGUUGCUGGAGGCUGACAGUGAGCGUCUCUACGUCGGGGCCCGGGGGGCUGUAUUUGCUCUCAAUGCCUCUAACAUCUCAGCCAGCUCUGCUCUCACUAUUGAGUGGGAGGCCUCCCCCGAGCAGAAACGUCAGUGUCUGCUCAAGGGAAAAGACAAUAAGACGGAGUGUUUUAAUCACAUCCGCUUCCUCCAGAGGUUCAACUCGACUCAUCUCUACAUGUGUGGGACUCAUGCCUUCAGACCCCUCUGUGCAUAUAUAGAUGAGGAAAAGUUUGUGAUGUCAUCUCAACCUGAAGAGGGCAGAGACAAAUGUCCCUAUGGCCCAACAACAGGCUACACUGCCCUCAUAAUUGACCAGCAGAUGUAUACAGCUUCCCAGUAUGAGUUUAGGAGCUUCCCAGAUAUUCGCCGCAACUCCCCACCUCCCACACUGAAGACAGAGGAUGCCCCCACACGCUGGCUGAAUGAGGCCGACUUUGUGGGUUCUGCCUUGGUGAGGGAGAGCUUGGGCAGCAGCACCGGCGAUGACGACAAGAUCUACUUCUUCUUCACCGAGACGAGCCAGGAGCAGACGACGACCUACAGCCACAGCAGGGUGGCACGAGUGGCCCGGGUUUGUAAAGGGGACCGAGGAGGCCGUUUGACUCUUCAGAAAAGGUGGACGUCCUUCCUCAAGGCCAGGCUGACAUGCUCUCUGCCCGAGUACGACUUCCACUUUAACAUGCUGCGCAGCAUGUUUGUCAUGCCUGGCCACACGCCGCAGGACACCCUCUUCUACGGCAUCUUUGGCUUAGAGUGGAAAAACGUCAAGGCGUCUGCGGUUUGUCGAUUCUCUCUGACUGAAGUCCAAGAGGCCUUUCAAGGACCCUACAUGGAGAACCAGGACUCCGGCUCUAAGUGGAAGGAAUACACUGGAAAGAUCCCUGACCCGCGACCUGGAACGUGUAUAACUGACACUCUGAGGGCCAGGGGCAUAAACGUGUCCACUUCGCUGCCCGAUGAUGUGCUGGACUUUGUCAGGAGGCAUCCUUUGAUGUCCCAGCAGGUCCAACCUUCAGACAGACGCCCCCUUUUGUUCAGGAGGACCACAGACUACACACACAUGGCUGUGCGCAUGAUCCAAGGCUUGGAUGGACAAACAUACCAUGUAUUAUACAUGGGCACAGAUGAGGGCUGGUUACAUAAAGCUGUAGAAGUUGAAGGUCAGCUACACAUUAUUGAGGAGCUUCAGGUCUUUGAGGACCAACAGCCUGUUGACAACGUGCUACUAUCUGCAGAAAAGAUGAGUGUGUACCUGAGCUCUUCGUCAGGCGUGGUGCAGCUUCCCCUCUCUGACUGUCACAGAUACGCUUCCUGCUACGACUGCAUCUUCGCCAGGGACCCUCACUGUGCCUGGAACGGAGCCCAGUGUGUGGACAUAAUGGCCCUUGAAGACAGAUCCACUUUAAUCCAGGACAUCCAGCAUGGCAACAGGGGAUGUGAGAGCACACAAGAUGAUGUUGUCCUGCGGAGCCGCACUGUGCGGGUGGGUGAUGAUGUGCUGCUUCAGUGCGAGCUCAGCUCUAAUCUGGCGACGCCUCUCUGGACUCUUGACGACAGUGAGCUGCAGGGCUACGGCCUCAACUCUGGCUUCAGAACCGGCACAGACGGGCUGUUGAUCAUUGAGGCUCGGCAGGACCAGAGCGGGCUGUACACCUGCUACGCUGUCGAGAACAACAUCAAGGUCGCUAUAGUUUCCUACAAUAUUACCAUCCGCCUAGACCUGCCCCCUCCCCCACCCGUUGAGCCAACUGAGGACCAUUACAGUCUCUUCGCGACUCUGCUGCCACCCACUGAGCGUCCCUCAUCUGAGAGGCCGCUGCCGCCACCUCCAGCCCCUCUCCUCCCCCACUCAGAGCUGCUCACCCCCAGGAACAUGGAGGCUAUGUACCUGUCCCUCAUCACCAUCUUGGGAGGCCUGUGUGUGGUCCUCACCGUGGUCCUUGUCUACGUGGGCGUCUGCCUGCGAGUAGGUAACAGAGGGAAAUACUCUUUACGCGCUGCAGCUGCUGCCUACCCAAGCAGUAAGAGGAACAACAAGAACAAAAAACAGCACAGGAACUCCUCCCACAUGGAGCUGAAGACCAUCUCGAGCCACUGCAACGGCAACGGCGUCUGUAACGGAGGUUCAAAACACCAGAACGGCGGCAUCCAAGACGGAGGCUUCCUCCAGAUUGUCCCGGGUGAGGGUCACACAUCACCCAAUAAGGAGCCUCCUCCCCCAGCCCCGCCUCUCCCACCAACUCCGCAGCAUCACUCUCCAGAGUGCGACUUCCCAAGCGGGCUGUCGGCCACACUGCCCAGCGUCCUGAGGAGGAUGAACGGCAACAGCUAUGUGCUGCUUAGGCAGAGCGACUCUGAAAACACGCCUUCGCACGGCUACUCCUUCGCUGAGGAGCUCAACAGGAUCUUAGAGAAGAGGAAACACACUCAGCUGCUGCCCAGGCCGGACGAGAGCUCUGUGUAGAGAGAUGAACCUCCCCCUGUGGUGGGAAGACUACUGUGUUCUUAUCUGGUGCUGAAGUGCCUGUCAUGACUCAUUAUUGUUGAGGACUAACGCAAUGAGAGUCUUAUCUAUGUUCUUUGCUUUGGAUUUUCUUCCACAUUGAGACAUUCCUGCUUUUUGAACCUUGUUUGCCAUCCUUAAUUGCCAAAUUUCCCAACACGUAACAAGUGAAAAUUGGUGAGUCAUGCCAGUGAAGGAGCGACCAUGUAAUCUACCUCACCUCAAUACUGCCCAGAGAGACAACAGCAGUCAGUCUGCAGAAUAUCAGGCCUGAGAUCUCAGCUGCAAGAAGUUCUGUGAUCCACAAAGCACAAAGCGAGACAUACAGCGUCCCAACGAGGAGCACAACCCCACAGGAAUAUAAAUACAUGAAGACUUCUGCUGUGCGGCAGCCAUGUUUGGCUUAAUUUCAACUGGAGGGCAGCUAGCCAAAGUUUGCUUGCACUGAUUAAAGUGCACAGAUGGCCUAUGCAUUUUUAAAACGUGACAUUCACACAUUAUGAAUAUUGAGGGAGAUGGACAUGGUGAGCAAAGGAAUCUAGUGUGCAGUGUUUUCACUUUUAAUAACCAAUCGCAAUAACCAACACAAAAUAUACAAUAACUCAUGACAGCACAUAACACUUUACACCAGCCAUUAGAAAGAAAUGAUGAACUAAUCAUUCUUUAAUAUCACUAUUCACCAUAAAAUGAAGUAAUUGAAGAUUUCUUAAUUUAUUGCUGUGUUUUAAUGACAUUAAGUACCUAGUCUGUUUUUUGAUUAAUGACAAUAUUCAUAAUUACCAUCUAUAUGUGGUGUUUACUAUUGUAAGAAAUUAACAAUUUGUUGGUUAGCUCAAAAUAUACAAGUAAAUACAGAAGCAGAGGCUCACAAUCCAUCAUAAAUUCAUUAUAACUUGUUAUGGGGAUGCUUUAUGUUGGCCACAUAAUCAUUAUAAGCAUCCAUACUGUUUAUGAAAUUGCACAAGAUGCUGAGGAUUUUUUUUAAUUGAAUCUCGACAUGAUUGAGGAAAUAUUAAAUAGUGGUUAUUUCACCGAGUAUCAAUAGACAAUUGGAAGAAAAUAUGACAGUAUUAAUGAUUUUAAUGCACUUUACCAGUUUAAAAACGGUUUGGGAACAUGAAUGGACGCUUCUGUGGAUUUUGACUCUGCACCCUGUCAGGCCUGAGAGGCUCUUUGAUUGGCCUUUUCUCAGUAUAAAGAGCUGCAGCAGAGAAGGCCGCAGCUAAAUCUGCUGGACCUUGUUUGACGCAAGUGGAUCAGGAGGAAAACACCGACUGUGUUUGAGCUGAACCUGAAUCCGCCACCGAGUGACACCCCGCAUGAGACUGUAACACAGAGUGACUCACAGACUGUGGGGGGCAGCGUUCUCCAAAAGCAUCCAAGGUCUUAUGAGGACAGGUCGGUUUGAAUCCUCUUAAUUUCAUUCCCGGGGACACCAUCACCCGACCAGCAUCAGAUGGCAGGAUCGGCUGCAAAGAUGUUCUUAUAAUGAGCAGUGAAAUGAAAUUCGCCAUCAUUACUGGACGACAAAGAGCAGGAGAGAAAGAAAGACACAAAGAGAGAACGAAAGAAUGAAAGAAAGGCUGGAUAAGGGCUACAGUGUGAGAGUCUCUGCACCUCCAGCUCUGCUUCCCCGCAGCUGGAAUGAAAAUUGUUGUCUGCAGUGUCUCACCGAGUAACGUUUGUUCUCCUGUGUGUGUGCAGAGAGCGUCCCUGCAUCUGUAUGAUUCACACUAAAAGUCUAAUGACCUUUUUCUCACUCUUGCUGCAUGAAUUAUUUUUCAACACUGCUGUUCUUUUUUCAAGUCGAGUUAACAGGAAGGGUCACUGUCAAUGAAAAGUGCCAAGGUUGGUGUUUAAAAAGUGCUUUGUGAGCCUGUGUUAAAAAAUAUUUUAAAAAAGAGGCGUAUUUAUUUUGUAAUUUUGUACAUUGUGUUUUGAAGUUCUUGUUAAUGUCUCUGUUGAAGUGCCACUUGUGAGACGCCGUCCUUAUGAACAGGAAGGUGCCCGUGUUGCACAAAAUGUGAUAAAUAGGAGCACGGUAGCCAAAAGCAUGCAGAGGCUGCACCAGCACCACAGAAUUUAAUAUUUAUAACCUACUAAUGGGAGGAAAAAUACACUAAUCUACCUAUUCAAUAUAACCUAUUAAUUAGGGAUCAUUCAGCUUUUCUGUCACUGUAAUGUCUGAAUAUUAGUUUUGAGCUCUGUUUGCAUGUUACACCACGUUUGUGCACACAGCGAAAUCCAAUUCUUUUACUAAGCUAACACAAAGAAUAACAGGGCAGUGGGUUCCUUCACAUAUCAGUCAUAACGAGCUCAAAUAAAACUUUGUACUUCA
This is a messenger RNA of Acanthopagrus latus (yellowfin seabream), 5396 nucleotides long. Its product is annotated as semaphorin-4G-like. Gene Ontology annotation, molecular function: semaphorin receptor binding; chemorepellent activity. The record is from RefSeq and is a predicted model, not a curated record. The transcript is spliced from 16 exons. NCBI's taxonomy places the organism in Eukaryota, Metazoa, Chordata, Actinopteri, Spariformes, Sparidae. The coding region runs from base 314 to 3019 and encodes 901 amino acids. Gene Ontology annotation, biological process: semaphorin-plexin signaling pathway; positive regulation of cell migration; negative chemotaxis.